UUUUGGCCCGCCAUCAUCAGCAGUUCCUGUCGCGCACAACGUCCCAUUCUCCUCUGCAUCCUCUUCACACGCCGCCAAUGCUGUUAUUGCGGCCCAGCAUAACUAAUAACUCUUUCGUGCAUCCUUGGAUGAAGUUUUUGGCCUGUUUCCUCUCCUCAUAGAAUCUCCAUUUCUUCUCGCGCAUUACGUUAAUUCCGAAUCGCAUUCCGAACCGCGCUGAAUCGCAAGAUGCCCGGUAUCGCUCGCAAGAUCAUCAUCUGCGCCGCGGUCGACGGCCUUAUCAUACAACCAUUUGUGACCAAAGGACAGCGCCCCGCGCAGCCGGUCAGGAUCAAAUAUGGCGACGCAUCAAUAAGUCCUGCUCCGCGAGAGCAAAUUCCCGACCUUUCUCAGCCAAAUUCUUCCUUCGAAGCCUUCGGCGUUAUAGGUUUGAUCACAGUUUCCCGUCUCAGCUAUCUGAUCACGAUUACUCGGCGCCAGCAAGUUGCGCAAAUUUGCGGUUUCCCGAUCUAUGUCGUCACCGAAGUCGCCAUUACUCCAUGCGCCUCGCAACAAGAAGCUGGAGAAGCUAUUGCCAAGACAGCCCUAGAGCUCCAAGAUCGAACGGCAGACAAGGACGCCAACGAUAGCGACAGCGAUGACUAUAUAGAGCUUCCAGCAAGCGGGGAUGAAGUCGAAGACCCCGCUCAAGAAGCUAAAGCCGGCAGCGAUAAGGAUCUCGAGACUGUAAAGAGUACUGUAGCGAAAGAUGUUAUUGGCAGGAGAGGAAGCUACGGGAGGUUCGCGCAGACCUGGUUCAGCAAGAGCGGAUGGACGCAGGAUCAGAAGAGAUCAGCAGGCUGGAGCGGAGCCGCGCACCAAGUACGACGGUCCGUUGACCACAGUCCAGUCAAGAAUGCUCCUCCGCGGCCAUCUGUUAACGAGGUUAACGAACCGACAACGGCAUCUACACUUCUGCCAAAGCUUCUGCGGAUGACCCAGAUCUUCUACGGCUCAUCUAGAAGCUUCUUCUUUUCUUACGACUUCGAUAUCACUCGGCGUUGGUCGAGUCGUUCCCAUGCUCAAUCCGAUGAGAUACCUCUGCAUGAGCGCGUGGACCCAAUGUUCUUCUGGAACAAAAAUACAUUAAAGCCAUUUACGGAGGCUGGAGAGGAUACUUUGUUGCUUCCGCUCAUGCAGGGCUUCGUUUCCCAAAAGAGUUUCGUGGUAGAUAGCAGCCCUCCUCAACACGACGAGGGUCUCGGAGAUUCCGUGGAGCUAUCGACCAUGAGACAGCCCGACGCUGAACUAUCUUCACCCCCACCUGAAGCAGUCCGUGACUCGAUCGAUCUGCGCUCUACCGAAAAGAAGUUUUUGUUGACAAUAAUCUCUCGCCGUUCGACACAGAGGGCUGGUCUCAGAUACUUGAGACGAGGCAUCGAUGAGCAGGGUUAUGUUGCCAAUGCGGUUGAGACUGAGCAGAUUCUUUCGAGCACUUCCUGGGACAAGUCUUCAAAGAUUUACUCUUUUCUUCAAGUCCGGGGCAGCAUUCCGCUAUUCUUCACACAGUCGCCGGUCUCUCUCAAACCUGCGCCAGUCAUUCAGCACUCGCCCGAAGCAAACUAUGCCGCAACGAAAAAGCAUCUGGAGCGGCUGAAGUCAGAAUAUGGGCUUCUGCAAAUUGUCAAUCUCGUCGAAAAACAUGGCGUAGAAGCAACUGUCGGCAAUCAGUAUGAAAAGACAGUGCAGCGGUUGAACGAGGAAGAAGCGAAAGACCAAGAUGACACCGUCGGUUUUGAAUGGUUUGAUUUCCAUUCAGCUUGCAAGGGGAUGAAAUUCGAGAACGUCAGCCAGCUCCUCGAUACUCUCCGCGACAAAUUGGAAGGGUUCGGAAGCACCGUGGAAGAGGCUGGUCAAAUCACUGCAAAACAACAUGGCGUCUUGCGCACAAAUUGUAUGGACUGCCUCGACAGGACAAAUGUGUGUCAGAGCUCGUUUGCAAAAUUCAUGCUCGAGUCCCAGUUGAAAGCCGAAGGCUAUGAUCUUGCCGCUCAAGUCGACCAGCAAACGCAGUGGUUCAACACGCUCUGGGCAGACAAUGGUGAUGCUGUGUCGAAGCAGUAUGCAUCUACUGCGGCCAUGAAGGGUGACUACACAAGAACGAAGAAGAGGAACCUUGGCGGCACAUUGAAUGAUCUUGGCCUUUCUUUGACCCGGUACUACAAUGGAAUGGUCAACGACUACUUCAGCCAAGCUGCCAUCGAUUUCCUUCUGGGCAACGUGAACUCCAUGGUCUUCCAAGAGUUCGAAGCUGAGAUGAUGACGAAAGACCCUGCUGUCUCGAUGCUGAAGAUGAGGGAGCAGGCCAUCGAGCUUUCUCAAAGGCGCGUCAUUUCUGACGAGAGCGAAGAGUUCAUGGGCGGUUGGGUCCUCUUCAGCCCGCAUCAGUCCGACACCUUGCGAGCCAUGCCCUUUGAGGAGGUGGUACUACUUCUAACGGAUGCUGCAUUGUAUCUCUGCCGAUUCGACUGGAACAUGGACAAGGUCUCUUCGUUUGAGCGGAUUGAUCUAGCCCACGUUGUUGGUAUCAAGUUUGGAACAUACAUCAUCUCGACAGUCUCCCCCGGGCAGACGGACGAGAUGAAGAAUGUUGGCUUCGUUGUGUCGUACCAACCAGGCAAAAACGACGUCACGAGGACGAAUACCAGGACCUUUUCGAACCUGGGCAUUACAAAGACCAAGACGAAUGCGGCCUCGUCGGAGCAACAGCAGCAGAAGCAACAGCAGCUGAAGCAACAACAGCAACAGCCUCAGUCUGCCUUGAGCAGCUUGCUUGGUGGCGGGCGCCCCAAGGCGCCGCCGGUGCGCAAGCUCGCUUUCAAGGCCCCGUACUCUCAGUCAUCCGCCGCCGUGACGGGCGAAGAACCCAAGCUCAGCGAGAUCCAGCAGGUUGUCAGCAUUUGCGCAGACAUUGAGCGGCUGGCGUUCCUGAGUCAGCCUGGCAAGGAGAAGCCGGGCACCGAGAGCAUAAUCGAGAAGGGCGAAAUCAUUUCGCUAGAGGAGGCGAGGCAAAGCACUGGGCUGCUGGACCACAUCAGCUACUCUCUGAAGAGGCUCGUCUGGGCAUGAAGCGGCUCUUUCUGGCACACACACGCGCGCACAUACACCAUUGUUGCUCUUCUGGCGUUGUUUGUUCUUUGCUUUAGGGUUUCGUUGCGCGAUACAGGUGCAUUUGGUAGCGCAUAUUUUCCAGAGGGAUUGGGUAGUUUAGAGAUUCGGCCAGGCGGAACCAGACGGAGUCGUUGGACUCGACCUUUUCCCACCGACAGCCCGGGAAGACGCCGUCCUUUUGGGGCUUGUUGACGAGGGUGUGGUCCAUGAGCCACUGCAUGGGGUACUUUUUCGACUCCUUGCCGACGGCGGCCUCGGAGUAGCUCCCCGGGCUGUCGACAACGAGGAGCAGGGAGCCGAGGGGCACGGUGGCGGUCAGGUUCAGGAGGAAGGCGGUGGUCUUGCCGAUUCCCGCGGCGGUGUAGAGCUCGUUGAGGGUAAAUAGUAAUGUGAUGAGUAAUGCCUCUUUGCCCAUCGUUUGGGAGAGCUGGUCCCGUGACAUUGCGAGGGCGUCGAGGUGCGAGAAGGAUGAGGACAGCCGCGCCGCGGGCUCCACGAGGGCUGCGGCGGUGGCUUGGGCCUCGUUUGCGUACCGCGAGGCCGGCGGCGGGACGGUGAGUGCGGCGUGGAGCUUGGAGACUACGGGGGCCCAGGGGGCGGCGUCGAGGCAGGUGAUUGUGCCUUUUAGGUAUGCUGGUUGUUGGGAUAGGUAGGCUGCUAGGGCGGCUAGUUCUGCGGCGCCGCCGCCGAUGGAGAGGAUGUUGAUUUCCUUUUUGAUUUGCGUCGUUGUCGUCCUGGGGGUGACGGUGGUGGUGGUCUCGGAUGGUUCCGAGGCGGGCGGUGGAGGGGUGACGGCAUCGUCCUCCGCUGCGGGAGGAAUUUCCUGAUCGUCGGUGGAGGGAGGGGAGGAGGAGUUCUGAUCCCGGGGCGCAUCACCCGUCUUGUCCUCGACGAUCAACUUUUGAAGGCCCUCGGAUACUUCAGCUACCUCAGCCCCUUCAGCUCCAGCCUCAUCUUCAGCCUUCUUGACUUGGAUCUCCAGCCCCUCAAGGUGCUCCGCGAUACCCAGCAGAACAACAGCGUACGCCAGGGCGCGGGUGGGGCUCCACCUCGCGGCAUACGCAUCCAAGCUCUCGGGUUUCGCAGAAGUGAAGGCGGCGUCAAAGUCGCGGGCGUAGAGCGCGGCCUUGACUUCCUGCAGGAUCGUGGCGAAGGCAGGCGAGGCGAGGACGGGUUGGAAGGCGGAGGCGAAGGAGGCGAGGAGGCGCUGCUGGUGGAUGAGGGGGAGGACGUCGACUGCGUUUGCGUUGUCUGCAGAAGAUGAUGAUGCCGCCUGCCCUUGGGAUUCGGGUUGGGCUUUGGGCUUGGCUUUUUGUUGCUUUGCUGGCUUGCCCGUGGUCUUUUUGGAGUUUGCGGCGUGGUGGGAUGUGUCGCGGAUGUUGUGCUCGACCUUCAUUUUUUUACCCAUGGUUGCGGAGAAGUUGAGAGUCUUGUCGACUUUCUGGCAGUGGUGUAUACGUUUGUGAGGUUAUGGACGUUGUGAAGUUGAGGAUUUUUGUGAUGGAGGGGUAAAAAUGGAGGGGUAGUUAGUAGCAAUGAAGAAAAAUUGAGUUGACGGCGAACUUUGGAAUAAUGGCUUCGGAGUGAUAGUUGCAGUUCGCUGUGUACUCUUUUACUAUUCAGAAGUAGAGUAUCAGAUUGCCACGAUACAGACGUUCAAUCUCACGUUGUUCUGAUAUCUUCAAAUCGUU
Messenger RNA from Colletotrichum scovillei, 4841 nucleotides. RefSeq lists its product as uncharacterized. The record is from RefSeq and is a predicted model, not a curated record. Gene Ontology annotation, biological process: phosphatidylinositol dephosphorylation. The transcript is spliced from 3 exons. The coding region runs from base 229 to 3108 and encodes 959 amino acids. Lineage: Eukaryota; Fungi; Ascomycota; Sordariomycetes; Glomerellales; Glomerellaceae. Gene Ontology annotation, cellular component: endoplasmic reticulum. Gene Ontology annotation, molecular function: phosphatidylinositol-4-phosphate phosphatase activity.